AUGAAUGCUAACUUUAGAAAUCCUAAACUCAAUUCCUGCAUCGCGCACCAAAACCCCAAACCCAAAGAACUCGCCGCCCGCAACCAAACCUUACUUGUCCUUGACGGAGGUCCCGUCAUUACUGUAGUAGGCCGAGAAGCCAACCCCCCGGAAGAUGACCCGAGGUUCUUCUUUACAAAGAAUGAUGGGUUUGAUCGCUUGUUUAUCGCCGCCUGCAAGACAAGCAUAGAUGAUCCUAGCAACCGCCCGAUAGCCGUCCACCUUGCUGGCGCCCCCGUAGGCAUGAAGGAUCUCGACAUGGGAUAUCUGCCAAAGGAAUGGCACUACUUUGCAGAAGCACAUCCAGACAUCGUUCCCAUCUCACACCGAUCUGUCCACGAGAUGACAGUUACUGGCAACGCCGCAGAUGAGAAUUAUUUCAAUAUUGCUCUGCCAGACAACACCCGGCAGCAUUCCUACAGGCGCGACGGUAGCAAGUUAUCUACAACUCAUCAGAGUUCCGUGUGGGAGUCGCUACUACUUUUCUCGACAGCGCCCGGACAUUAA
Clonostachys solani is the source of this 546-nucleotide messenger RNA. NCBI's taxonomy places the organism in Eukaryota, Fungi, Ascomycota, Sordariomycetes, Hypocreales, Bionectriaceae. The record is from the annotation of a GenBank genome assembly.